This is a messenger RNA of Phasianus colchicus (ring-necked pheasant), 1293 nucleotides long. It is a transcript of the gene RNF166, whose product is annotated as ring finger protein 166. Lineage: Eukaryota; Metazoa; Chordata; Aves; Galliformes; Phasianidae. Gene Ontology annotation, biological process: ubiquitin-dependent protein catabolic process; protein polyubiquitination. The record is from RefSeq and is a predicted model, not a curated record. Gene Ontology annotation, molecular function: ubiquitin protein ligase activity.
GUCGGUGUGGGUGGCGGGCCUGGGGCGGGUGGCGGUGCGUGGGGAAGCCUGGGCUCCGGCCGGGCCCCCGGAGCCGGGACCCACAUCCCGCUGUCUGGCCAGAACCGGGCUGUCAGCCCGUCCUGCAGCAUGCCCCAUACCCUGCCUGCCGUCCCACAGCCUUGCUGGCACCGGGAUCGCCGUGCCGUGCCGUGCCGUGCCAUCCCGUGCCUUACCUGGAACUGGGACCUCCAUCCCAUUCCCCAGCCGGCACCAGGACCCUCAUCCCAUCCCACAGCACAGCCGGUACCGACCCCCAUUCCAUCUCCUGCCUCACACCAUACGGUCGCAGAAUGGUUGGGUUGGAUGGGACCUCAAAGAUUAUCCAUUUCCAAGCCCCUGCCGUAGCUGGGGUUGCCAACUGCUAAAUCAGGAACCAGGUUCUGCGGGGAGUGUCUGCAGCCCUGCCUCCAGGUGCCAUCCCCACUCUGCCCUCUCUGCCGCAUGCCCUUCGACCCUAAGAAGGUAGAGAAGGCUUCCAGUGUGGAGAAACAGCUCUCAUCCUACAAGGCUCCCUGCAGAGGCUGCAGCAAGAAGGUGACCCUAGCAAAAAUGCGGUCUCACGUCUCGUCUUGCGCAAAGGUGCAGGAGCAGAUGGCCAACUGCCCCAAGUUUGUCCCAGUUGUCCCCACAUCCCAGCCUAUCCCCAGCAAUAUUCCCAAUCGCUCAACGUUUGUGUGCCCGUAUUGUGGGGCCCGGAAUCUGGACCAGCAGGAACUGGUAAAACACUGCAUGGAAAACCACCGCAAUGACCCCAACAAAGUGGUGUGCCCAGUCUGCUCAGCCAUGCCAUGGGGGGACCCCAGCUACAAGAGUGCAAACUUCCUGCAGCACCUCCUGCACCGGCACAAGUUCUCCUACGACACUUUUGUGGACUAUAACAUUGACGAGGAGGCAGCACUGCAGGCUGCUCUGGCUCUUUCACUCUCUGAGAACUGAGGGCUGCCAUGGAGUUUUGCUUCGGACCCCACCUCACACCCCUUUUGCACACUCGACCUUCCUGCUGGGGAGGCAUGGAACUCAUGGCCCCCUGAGAAUCACCGCCUCUCUUCCCUCACCUCUCUGGGCUGAUCCCACCACCACGAAGAAGGUGGAGAUGCCUCAGCAUCACUCUGGACUGGUGAGUGAGCAGAGCCGUCCGCUGCUGGGAGGAGAGAGGACAGGGGACUGUUCCUCAGUUAGGCAUUUCAUAUCCGUACACGGAGUGUAUACCUGUAUCCAGAUCUAUUUAUUAUUAGAUGCUUUUUGGCACCA